AUGGGGAUUGUGAUGAAUGACUGGCAAAGAUGUAUAGAAUUUCAGCAGAAAAAAAUCGAAGAAUUUGAAGAUUCUGAAACAUGUUGGAAUAUUAGAGAGCAAGAUCCCAUUUUGGUUUUGAAACAAAGAAUAAGAGGCGAUUCAUUGACUUAUAAAAAAUAUCUUGAUGAAACUCCUGAAGAGGAAAAAGUCAAUAAGAGAGAAAGCGUUGAAUUAGUUACUGAGGCACAAGCCAAGCAAUUUAUCAACGAAGUCUAUUGUCCGUCUCAGCCAAAAAACGAUGUAAUCUACGUCAAGGGAAUUAUUUCUACCAAGAAGAUUUAUGAAUUAGUCAAGACUUUUACCACUGUUUUUCGUGAAAAACCAGCUCAGUCAUUUGCAGCCUGGUGUCACGACCUUAUCAAUUCCAUUUGCAUUUACUUACCGAAGUACCAAGAAUCAUUGAAAAACCACAAGAAGAAUGGAUAUGAAAUUAUAGGUUAUGCUCGAAAAUCACCAACAAGUGAAGACGUUACUUCUAGAACAAGACUUUUGAAAUCCAUGGUAUCAAAUUUGAAAGAACGGUCUUUUGCAACCAAAAUAUUCGUUUCACCUUUUAUUAUGGACGAGUUAAGUGUUGAUGGUAACACGCAAGACUUGCUUGUCUACCUUAAGUCUUUUCAUCAUGAUGUUUGCUUGGUUACCAUUGACUUUGCUGGUAUAACAACAAGAAGUGAAGAUAUUGUUAACUUGGUUGAGGCAAAUCCCUCUUUAAAAAGGAUUGCAGUUGAAACCUUUGCCCAAUGCAAUGAGGUGUUUCUUUUUGACACCGAGAGAUUAGUUAAAGAUAAUGGUCUAUUACAAAAAUUUGAGAAUAGAAAUUAUUGCAUUCAAAGAUCAAAAUAA
Messenger RNA from Phycomyces blakesleeanus NRRL 1555(-), 885 nucleotides. RefSeq lists its product as hypothetical. The record is from RefSeq and is a predicted model, not a curated record. The transcript is spliced from 5 exons. NCBI's taxonomy places the organism in Eukaryota, Fungi, Mucoromycota, Mucoromycetes, Mucorales, Phycomycetaceae. Bases 1 to 885 code for a protein of 294 amino acids.